Molecule: messenger RNA, 1231 nt
Organism: Melospiza georgiana
Lineage: Eukaryota; Metazoa; Chordata; Aves; Passeriformes; Passerellidae
Gene: CERS3
Product: ceramide synthase 3
Exons: 10
Coding region: 1-1146 (381 amino acids)
Biological process (GO): ceramide biosynthetic process
Cellular component (GO): membrane
Molecular function (GO): DNA binding; sphingosine N-acyltransferase activity
Source: RefSeq, a predicted model, not a curated record
AUGGCAUACAUCCUAAAGACACUCAACAGCUGGUUCUGGUGGGAGAAUAUCUGGAUGCCCAUCAACUGCACAUGGGCAGAUUUUGUGGACCGUGAGGGACUCGUGUUUCCCAAACCCCAUCAGCUGUACGCCACAAUCCCGUACGCUUUUGUGCUGCUCAUCAUCCGCUUCUUCAGUGAGAGGUAUGUUGCUAUACCUUUAGCAAAAGCCUUGGGUAUAAAGAAUGUAAGACGUGUGAAGCCACAGCCUAAUCCUGUGCUAGAGAGUUAUUUCCGGGAGUGCUCAAGACAACCAUCCCAAUCAGAGAUCAAAGGCCUUGCCAAGAAGUGCAACUGCACCGUCCACUUGGUGGAGAAAUGGUUCAGGAGGCGGCGAAACCUGGAGAUCCCAACCGUGCUCCGGAAAUUCCAGGAGGCUUUCUGGCGAUUUUCAUUCUAUCUGACAUCCUCCAUUGUUGGAUUUAUAUUUCUGUAUGAUAAACCCUGGUUUUACGACAUCUGGCAGACGUGGGUUGGUUAUCCGUUUCAGACCUUGCUGCCAUCCCAGUACUGGUACUACAUGGCCGAGAUCGGCUUUUACUGGUCUCUGAUAUUUACCCUGGGCAUUGACAUCAAGCGGAAGGAUUUCAUGGCUCACGUCGUUCAUCACCUGGCAGCCAUUGGGCUGAUGAGCGGCUCUUGGUGCGGCAAUUACGUGCGGCUUGGAACUCUGGUGAUGUUCGUGCACGACACUGCCGAUUUCUGGCUCGAGGCAGCCAAAAUGUUUAAUUAUGCUCGCUGGGAGAAAACUUGCAACAUACUGUUCAUCAUCUUCUCUAUUGCAUUCUUCAUCACCAGGAUGAUCCUGUUCCCCUUCUGGAUUCUUCGUGCCACACUAUAUCUGCCUACCUACUACUCCACCACUCCUGUCAUAGCAUAUUUUUUAUUCAAUGGGAUGCUAUUAACCCUCCAAGGCUUGCAUUUAUAUUGGGGUUACUUAAUUUUCAAGAUUUUGAAAAGGUUCGUUUUCCUAAAGGACUUGAAAGAUGAUCGGAGUGAUGAAGAGGAGGAAGAUUCUCUUACAGACACUGAAGAGGAGUCCACAAAGAGUGGCACCAAGAACAGCAGUGGGUCAAGCAAACACCUCCUGAGCAGCAGUCACCACUAGCCCUGUCCUGCCUCACCUCCUGCAGCGAUUCCUGCUCUGGUUUCAGCCCAACCUACAGGACAGGAUUUAAGUCAAAAGGCUUGUG